Messenger RNA from Metarhizium brunneum ARSEF 3297, 426 nucleotides. RefSeq lists its product as uncharacterized. NCBI's taxonomy places the organism in Eukaryota, Fungi, Ascomycota, Sordariomycetes, Hypocreales, Clavicipitaceae. The record is from RefSeq and is a predicted model, not a curated record.
AUGAAGGCUUCAAGUGUUCUUCUUGCCGUCUUUUCCGGCCUGGCCAUCGCCAGUCCUGCUCUUUCUGCCCGUCAGGACCUUGCCAAGGCAAACGAGGCGCUCAACGCCUUUGAUGCCAAGAAUGCACAGGUCAAGGCCUAUUUUGAACAGAAAAAGCAGAACAAUCCCGAAGGAAAGGGCGAGAAGUGGAAGGAGACGGCAGGUCAACAGGUAGACUUGAUAAAUACGUUGAAGGACCAGCUCAAAGACAGUCCUCAAGAUGUUAAGGACAAUAUCAACAAACUUUCGGAAAUUUCUCAAAAUUCCUUGAACAGGGCGAAUGAGAAGCACCCAGAGGGUGCACCGGGAGACCAGAAGUCCAAGCCGGAGCAGAUUAACGAAGAGUAUACCAAGAUUGCAAGUGACCUCAGGGCCGCGCUCAACUAA